Penicillium antarcticum is the source of this 405-nucleotide messenger RNA. RefSeq lists its product as uncharacterized. The record is from RefSeq and is a predicted model, not a curated record. Bases 1 to 405 code for a protein of 134 amino acids. The transcript is spliced from 3 exons. NCBI's taxonomy places the organism in Eukaryota, Fungi, Ascomycota, Eurotiomycetes, Eurotiales, Aspergillaceae.
AUGGCCGAGACGCACACCGAAGGAAACGGACGAAAUCGAUGUGGCACAUCUUACAAUGAGGAGAGGGACAACGAAACGAGCAGUUGCAAGCAUGGUGAGAAUAGAGCUACUGGUUCUUCUCCAGAAGCUCAGAAGCUCAGGGCAGCCAUCCAUGGUUGGAAUAUUACUGGGCGGAGAUGGCUUGACUGCUUCUUCAGCGAUAAUGAAGCAACUGAGCUUUCCACGGAAAGCGACUACUGGAAUGGCAUCAGUGCUGCUUUUUCAGCGAGAAUAGGACGACCAAGCAAGAUAAUACACAAUGCUAUGGGCAAGACGGAUGACCAUCAGGUUGGUGAAGGCUUCACUGCCUCUUCUUCAAUGAGCGCUGGAUGCCCAAGAGGAGAGAAGAAGACAACUACGGCUUGA